This is a messenger RNA of Leptopilina boulardi, 1051 nucleotides long. RefSeq names its product 39S ribosomal protein L2, mitochondrial (gene mRpL2). NCBI's taxonomy places the organism in Eukaryota, Metazoa, Arthropoda, Insecta, Hymenoptera, Figitidae. Gene Ontology annotation, cellular component: ribosome. The record is from RefSeq and is a predicted model, not a curated record. The transcript is spliced from 2 exons. Gene Ontology annotation, biological process: cytoplasmic translation. Gene Ontology annotation, molecular function: structural constituent of ribosome; RNA binding. Bases 39 to 998 code for a protein of 319 amino acids.
UAUCGUGCUUCUAUCAAAACAUGAUAUAACCUAAAAAAAUGUCGAGGAGUACAUUUCUUAAACGUAUUUUGCCACAAAUUAAUUUAAGUGCAUCAUACGCAAAUCAUAAUGGUUUAUAUCCAAAACUACCAAUAACUACAACAAAAAGAGUAGGAACAAAAAUAUGGAGACCUAUGAUUUUACCACAGCCGGGAAAAGGAAAUCAAGCUUUUCGACGCAUUGUACAUUUCAAAGAUCACUAUACAAUUGAACCACUAAAUGUUACAAAUCUUGCUGGAAGGGAUCCUAAUACUGGUAGAUUAAUUUGCAAAGGUAUCGGUGGAGGAAUUAAACACAAGUUUCAUCAAGUCAAAUGGUUGAGAGAUGGUCCAAAUGAAGGUCCACCAAAGGAGGAGAAGGUUUUGAAAAUUUUUAAAGAUGGUUGCCGAACAGCCGAUAUGGCUCUUGUUGGCUCUGGAAAUGAACUCAAAUAUAUAAUAGCAUCAGUUAAUAUGAAAGAAGGUGAUAUUAUUAGAACGUCACGUCACAUUCCUCGAAUGCCAGUUAAGCCACAGGAAGGGGAUGCACAUCCUCUUGGUGCACUUCCAAUAGGCACUGAAGUUCAUUGCGUUGAAAAAUAUCCUGGGAAAGGUUGUUUUUUUCUAAGUGCCGCUGGUGUCAAGGGCGUUAUUUUACGAAAGGAUAAUGAUGAUCGAGUUGUCGUUCGAAUGCCCGGUAAACGACCGAUAGAAUUUAGUUUCGAGAAAGAGUGUCUCGCCGUGGUUGGUCAAGUGUCAAAUGUAACACAUGCCUCAACACCCAUUGGCAGUGCACAACGAAAUCGUGAAUUAGGCAACAGGCCGAGAAGUGGUCUCAAACAGAAGAAAACCGGUCGUCAUGGACGAAAAAUCAGACCCAUGAAACCUGUAAGAAAAGUUCAAUUACGCAAAGAGGUUCCAUUUUUUAGAUAUCAAUUUUCUAUGCCCGGAUAUAAUUAUAUUCCAGAAAAUACUAUGUAAUUUUUAUUAUCAAUGUACACCCACAUUGAAUUAGAAUAUAUUCAUAUUUUAAU